CCGGGGUGGGGGCCGGGCCGGGGGCUCACUCUCCCGGGCCCGGUGACCAGACGCUCCUCAGCCCCCGUCUGUGACAGAUCCUGCGUCCUUGAAGAAGGCCUACGAAUUGAUCAAGUCGGCCAACUCGGGGAAAUCGGAGUUCGACCCCUCGGAGAGCUUCAGCCCGGACCUGUUCGUUCUGUGUGCAGAGCAGGCCCUCAAGAUGGGACAGCCAGAGGUGAGCGAGGACUGCAUCCAGAUGUACUUCAAGGUGAAGGCGCCCGUCACCCAGUUUCUGGGCCGAGCGCACCUGUGCAGGGCCCAGCUGUGUGCCCCAAGGUCAGCAGAAAACCUGGAGGAGUUUGAAAAUUGCGUGACUCAGUACAUGAAGGCUAUAAACUUUGCCAAAGGAGAACCGAGGUAUUACUUUUUGGUGUAUAAUGCAUCAGUCCUCUACUGGCAGAUGGUCAGGCCGUUCCUCAAGCCUGGAUAUCACCACUAUCUGAUCCCCAGCCUUUCCCAAAUCGUGAACGUGCUCAGUCAGACUGAGGAGGAAGACAAGGAGUGGCGUGCCGAGCUGAUGCUGGAACUUCUGGAGUGUUACGUGCAAGCCGGAAGAAAGGAAGAGGCUGCCAGGUUCUGCUCCACUGCAGCGCCAUUCAUAAAGUCUCACGUGCCGCAGAAAUACCGGCAGGUAUUCUCCAUGAUGGUUCGUCAUGAAUUAAUGGACGGGCUUCAGUUAAAGGAAGAAAUGAGAAAUUCCAUUUCCCUGUCCGUUGCUUUCUAUAUUAAUAUGCUAAAGGCAAAACAGGAGCAAAAUGAUUUACCGGAAGACGUCAGUGUCGUUCUGAGGAAGGCCUAUAGACACUUAGGCCGUUUCACCCACCUCCGUGUUCCUUCCAUCAGAGAAGAAAAAAUGCUUCUGCUUUUUGAAUUGGCUCGUUUUUCCCUGACCUUGAAGUGCACGGAGAUCUCCUCUGACUGCCUCUCAGACCUGAAGAAGAUGGAAAGCGCGGAUCCCGGGAAGCUGAUUGAAAUUGAGUGUCUGGAGUGUGAAUCCGAAGCCUUAAGACUUGAGAGUAAAAUGAAAGUGUACCUCCGAGCAGCUGUUGAGACCCAGCUGGAUAUCAUACAGAGACUGGAUGUCACGCUGCAGCGAGCUGUCCGCCUGGGCGACCCCCAGGUCAUCCAUGUGGUGUGCACCACGCAAUGGAACACCUGCCUGCCCCUGCUGCAGCACAACCUGCGGCACCACCUGAGGAAGCCACUGGCCAACGUCGCGGAGGUGCUGGAGAAGGUGGACAGCCUCAUGACGCUGCUCCGCUGCCAAGUACACAUGGAGAUGGCGCAGAUUGAGGAGGACGAGGACCGGCUGGAGCCCGCCAUGGAGCACCUGCGGAAAGCCACGCACCUAGAUAGCCUGGGCCUCUACCAGGACCGGCUCCGGAUGGCCUCCAACCGGCUGCACCUGUGCACCACGCUAUACCAGGCCCCCGAGCACGCCGAGGACAAGGCCAUCAUGGCCAUCGAGCAGGCAAAAAAAGCUACCCUGAAGGACAGUGUCAGGAAGAAGCGGGCCCUCCUGGUGAACGCAGGCCUGGCCUUAGCCCCCGACACCUUUCAGAUCGUGCUGGACAGUGAGAAUGAGGCCAAAGUGUCCACUGGGAAGAACAGGGGCCGGUUCACCUACCUUUGCUCAAAGGCACGGCACCACAUUGUCAGCGUGGACAAAGCUGCCGGGCACCUGCGGCGCCUGGGCUAUGAAAACGACAAGGAGAGGAUACAGAUCUGGGCAGAGCUAGCCAAAGUGGCACGGAAGCAGGGUGUGUGGGACGUCUGUCGGACGGCGAGCCGCUUCUGCCUCCUGUAUGACAAUGUCAAGGUGAAGAAGCUGAGGCUGCGGAGAGGGAGGAAGAAGCGAGGUGGGGACGGCUCAGUGCAUGACGCUGGGAGCCAGCCUGAGGUCAUCCUGCAGAGGCAGGUGUCUCCUGACCUGCUGCGGAAGUUCGCGGAGGUGGGGUUCAUCAACGCUGAGGCCACUGUCCAUUUGCUGCGGUCAGAAGGUGUAGAGCUGAAUGACCGGGCCAUCCCUCCCGAAGACCUGAGCCAGCACCCGGCUGGCUACGUACCUGAACCCCCGGAGGCGAAUGCUGAGUGGAUCACAUACAGAACCUGGAUUGAGAGCCUGUCCCAGUACGCCAUGAAUAACUGGCUGCGUUCUGCAGAGAUUGGACAGGAACUCCAGGAGGCGUGGAUCGUGCAGAAUGCUGUGGUCUACGUCCUGAACCACAGCCGCCAUCUGAUCCUGGCCGGGCGGCAGAGGGAGCUGGUGGACGCCCUGCACCACCUCCUGAGCAUCGUCAAGGCCACAGGCCACAGCGGGGACCCUGUGAUGCUGGUGACGCUCUGCAACACGCUGGCACGAGGCCUGAUCAUCAGCUGGAUUCCACCCCUGGCCGCUGAGAAGUCCAGGAAAUUGGUGCGAACAAAUGCCUUUCACAGCCCACUGGACGCAGGAGCCACCUCCGAGAUCAAAACAGCGGUGGAGGUCUGCGAGUUUGCCCUGAACCUGACCAACGGGAGCACGCCAGAGGAGACGGUGCCCACCCGCGUCCGACAGCAGCUCGUCGCCACCUGGGUCAAGGCCAAGCAGCUCCUGCAGCAGCAGAUCGGGCCACGGCUGGGCACCGAGGAGCAGGGCACCAGUGAGGAUGUCAGCUCAAUAACCAGAGUCCUUGUUGCCUUGGAAAUGUACUCGUGCAAUGGGCUGGGCCUCAUGGACUUCACCGUCCCCUCCCUGGCCCAGGUGGUGAAAAUGGCUUCUGAGUGCAACUGGUCGGACCCCCUGGUGGAGCUACAGACCCUGACGCGGCUGACCCACUUCGCCUACGCGGCACGUGACCAUGAGACCACCAUGGCCUGUGCUCACAAGGCCGUUGAGAUGGGCAUCAAGUACCUGAAGAUGUUUGGUCCCGUGGAGUCCCAGCUGGUGGCGGAGAUGCUGUGCACGGCCGCGGGUGUCCAGGGCAGGAGCAUCAUGGAGAACCUGAAGGGCCAGAAGCAGCUGCGGCUGGUGGCGGCCAAGGCCUUCAUGGAGAGCGCCAGAUUUGGAGGCAUCGCGGGCAGCAGCACCCUGGUGAUGCUGGCCGCGCGGCACUACUGGAAUGCCUGGCUCCCACUCCUGUCCUCGGCAGUCUACAGGAAGAAGGCCCAGGGUGCCCUGCAGAGGCUCAUCCGCAUCAUCAACAGGACAGAGGCCAGAAAGCAGGAGGAAGAGAAGACGCUGCUCCUGCACCAGUGGCCCACAGCCGACUUCCAAGGCGGCGGGACGGCCGACGGGUCUUUUCUUCCAGGGGCUGAGGACGACCUGACACUCCGCGCCGCGCUCUACGGCCUGCUCUUCCACAGCCAUGCCGACCAGGACGACUGGGAAGGCGGCCUCAAGGUGCUGGACGAGGCUGUGCAGGUGCUGCCGCGGACGGCCCACCGCCUCUUGAUCUUCAAGCACAUGAUCAUUGUGAAGGCCAAGCUCGGGCAGAAUUUCUCGAUGGAAAUCCAGAAGUUCAAGGCUGAGAGUGAGGACUACGUGGCAGGCAUGUGGCACCGGCUGGCCCUGAACUCGCGGAGCGUGUCUGGAGAGCUGGCCUGCUACCACGGCGCCAUCCAGGCCUUGCAGACGUACAGUCUGUAUUUCCUGGACCACCUGGUCAAGGCCCUGCAGAAGAUGUGCCUGCAUGAGCUCACGGUCCCCAUCCUGCAGCUGGGGGUGCUGAUUUCGGAGUCCGUGGUGGGAAGCAAGGGCCUGGCGGAUCUCUACCGCCUCCGCCUCGCCCACGUGUGCUCCGAGCUGAAGCUGAGGGAGGCAGCGGUGCAGCAUGAAGAGGCGGUCGGGCAGGUGCACAUCAGCGAGCUGGAGCAGGCCAGCUGCAGAAAAGAGAUCGCACUGAAAAGAGAGAAAAACAAGGAGCCCUUGUUAGAAGAAAGCCUGCCAGCACUCAACCAGCAGACACUUGCCGCCCACUCUGUAGAGAUCAAACCACUGGAAGCCAAGGACAAGAUUUUGAAGAUGAAUGGGGAGACUGGGAGGGGCCUCGAUGGGACGUCCUAUCCCCACCUGUGGAUGCUGAAGGCAGAGGUUCUGCUGGAGAUGAGCAUGUACCAGCCUGCACGGCUGCUCCUGUCCGAGGCUCACCUGGCUUUCCAGGAGCUGGAUGAGCCUUGUGCAGAGGCCCAGUGCCUGUUCCUCCUGGCACAGCUGGCCAACGAGGAGAAGAACUAUGGACAAGCCAAGAGAAUGAUUGCACAGGCCCAGCACCUGGGCGGAAACGAGGAGUUCUGGUACAAUUCCACGCUGACCCUGGCAGAGACGCUCUUGUCCACGGAACACUCAGGACAAGAAGCUACGGUGUGCCACAUAUUUCAGAAGCUCAUCAGUGCCCUCAAGAUUCUCAAGAAGGAAAGACCAAACCGAAUGCCGUUGUUAGAAUUCAUGAUCACAGACCUAGAAGCCAGGUGCCUGAGCCUGCGGGUCAGAGUUGCACAGGAGUCUGCGGUCAGGGAACCCACGGAGUGCUCACUGCUGCUGAAAGAGAUGGACGACAGCUUGUUGGAUAUUGAGAGAAGGUUUAUCGACUGUGGCUACAAAGAGAAUUGUGUUGAUGUCAAACUAGAGCGUGCGAAGAUCAAGAGGUUACGUGCCCAGAACGAGAAAGAUGAAGAACAAAAAACUGCGUAUUACUUGGAAGCGUAUGGCCUGGCGCAGAGCGCCGUGGCUGAGGAAGAAGAGAGGUUCCAGAGCAUCCAGGCCUUGCUGUCACUUCACGACGUGCAGAAUGUCAACACGCCCCUGAUGAGGAAGCUGGCACGCCUCAAGCUCAGCCUCGUGGAGAUGGCUCUGGGCAUGCUCCAGUUCAUCUGGGAGGAGGCCCACGGGCCGCAGAGUGAGCAGGGGUCCCUGGAGAAGCUGCUGGCCAAGUAUCUGCAGAACACCGGCGACUACACUUCCGUUGGCCUGCAAUGGUUCACGCUGAAGCGCACCCUGGCACACAGGGCACUGGCGCAGCUGGGGAGCCUGCAGCCGCUGAGUGUGGGCUGCGUGGAGAUCCGCGCCCGGCUCCUGGGACUGGCCGGGAGGGCCAUUCACCUGCUGGCCGUGCAAGCCGACCCUGUGCGCCCCGCCUGCUACUGGGAGGAGGAACCCUCGGUGGGCGCCAAGCUAAGCAACCUCAGGUCUCUGGAGCUGGAAGCAGAGGAGGAGGAUGCCGUGAAGUCCAGCAGGGACCUGCCAGCCUCCAGGGCGGCCCCGGAGGAGCACGGCAGGAGAGGCGGGGACCUGAAGAGGAGGAUGGUUCUGGCCCAGCGGUACCUGGCGCAGGCGUCAGAGGUGCUGCUGCAGUGCCUACACGUGGCCCUUGGCAGUGGCCUCCUGGAUGUGGCAGCAGCUGCCAGCCUGGAGAUGGUGGAGUGCAUCGGCGCACUGGACCCCGUGACUACCUGCCAGUUCCUGGCGCUGUCUCAGAGCUGCUCAGCCUCAGAGACAAUGCGGGACGUCCUGCUCGCAGCCACGGCCAACACCAGCAGCUCCCAGCUGGCAGCCCUCCUGCACCUACAGCACCAGCUCCGGCGCCAGGACAGGACCACCACCGGCCUGGGCGCCAGCGUGGAGCAGAGGCUGGCUGCUGUGUCCAAGGCUUGGCAAAAUCUCUGCGUCACUGAGCAGCAUUUUAACCUCUUGAAUGAGAUUCCUCCCACCUUUCGGAUACUCUUUCUGCAGCUCUCACCGGACAGGUCCCAUCUGUACAGCGCUGCCUACGAGAAACCCAAGUUCAUUCCUGUAGCCAAAGGAAAGGUGCAGCAUGUGGGAGUUCCCUGCAAGGUGAUGCGGCUGGCUGUGAGUCCCACCGCCUUCUCCCACCUGCUGGCCUGUGCCCAGGAGUUCCGGAAGGAGAUCCAGGCCCAGGUGUACGCAGAGGACCUGCUUCUGAGCACAGGCUCGGAGCCAGAAGGCCUGCAGGCAGAAGAGCAGAAGCCCCCGGUGCACAGUCUCCGCAGCGUUCUGGAGGCCCUGGAGGAGCUUCUGCGGCCGCUCUUCCCCAUGCUCAGUAUCUCCGAGGCCAGAGUGCAGACGCCCAUGGUGGUUGCAGAUUCAGGGAAGUCCAAGGGUAAAGACAAGGAGAGGAAGCCGUCCACAGGGCCGCAGAACACAGCCCAGCCCGAGGUGGCCGAUAAAGUCGUCCUGGUGGCAGACAGAUGUCUCCUGGAGCUGCCGCUGGAAGGUCUCUCCGUGUUCGAUGAAGGGACAAUUUCCUCUGUGUCACGAGAAUUUUCUCUCCAAAUGUUAUGGAAUCGCCUCCGUAAAGAAGAUACAGCAGAAGGUGUCACGAAAAAGGAGGGGAGAAGCAGAGACUCCAAAAAGAGAAGCCUAGCGAAGAAGGGCAAGAAGGGCAGCUUCCCCCGGGUCAUCCCCCCUGACUGCAUCACGGUCGACUCAGACAACUUCAAGUUCAUCGUGGACCCGUAUGAGGAGGCCCAGGGCCCAGAAAUGCUGACUCCUGUCUCCAUCACCCAAGAAAUUUUGGAAAGAUUCCAAGACACGUUCACGUCGCGAUGGGUGGGACAUCUGGGAAGCAAGCAGUUUCCCAGCCAGGCCCAGUGGGAGCAGGCCCUGGGCAGCUGCAGCGGCUUCUUCUUCUAUGGGAUGGAGCGCUUCCUGUCCCACGUAUUAGUGGAGAGAUUGGUCGCCAUGAACUUGCAAGAGUGCCAGGUGCUGGUCGUGCUGGACCUGGCGCAGUCCUACCAGAGCAUGAGGCGGCAUAUGGAGAGCUUGGAGCACAGGAGCGCCUCAGAGCCGUCCCUGGAGGAUCCCGUCAACGUGGCCAUCCUGCUGAGCCUGGUGGGGGUCAAGAGCAUCCUGGCGAACCAGUGGGCUACACUGCUGCAGGACAAUGCACUGAGGGCCGGCAUCCUCUGGGAAAAUCUGUUGGCUGUCGGGAAGCCUGUUGGAGAAACGGUGCGACUCCUUCAGGAGAUGAGCGGGGAUGAGGCGGUGAACCAAGACGAGGCUUCUCAGACCUUGAAGGACAAGGUGCUCCUGCUGCUGCAGCCGCAGCUCCAGAGCUCUGAGCUCCUUCCCACCACGCUCAACUUGGUCCUGUACGGGCUGCCACACCAAGCCGUCGGGUAGCGCGGGCCUGGACACCGCCCUCCACCCUGCCCCUCUACCAACCCACAGCCCUCCCAUCCCCACCGCCAGGCUGGCUCUCCCCAGCCCUUGGCGCGGCCUCAGCCUGAGACCUUCCACCGUGCCCUCCUGCCGGGCGGUCACCUGGACCUCGAGCUCUACCUGCCCGUGUGCGCCACGGGGUCUGUGUCAGGGCUGGAGCUGCGUCUCUCCCCAGGGCCAGGACAAGGGCGGCCUCCCAUCAGGAGGCUUCCCCAGCCACGGGCUCAUUUAUGCUGGCAGCAAAAUCGCCUUUCCCUGGGGAGGAGGCACCCGCAGCAGAGCCCCAGAAGACAAAGCCUCUCAGCGCCACGCCGGUGCUGGGUUGCUCAGACCAGGAGCACCAUUAGGACCUGUUAGGCUGUUUUUCAUUUGAGUGUUCUAGUAAACAACAAAAGCCAGUCUCUGUGUGUGUGGUCUCUGGGAGUCUCCUUGUGUGGUCUCCUCUGUGAGUCUCUGUGUGUGGUCUCUGCGACUCCAGUGUCUGUGUGUGGUCUCUGCCACUCGAGUACUCUAGUGUCUGUGUGUGGUCUCUGUGAGUCUCUGUGUGUGGUCUCUGGGACUCAAGGUGACUCCAGGUGGGUGCUUCUGGCCCAGCCUCAGCACUGCUGCCAUGGACACCCGCACCUUCUGGGAUGCUGGCUCAUGAGAAAUGCACUCCUUGAACCCAGCAGCUUUCCAGUGUGUGCUGGGAGGGUGUCACGUCAGCCCAGGCAACAUCCCCUGCACACACACAGGGCACCUCAGAUGGAACCUUCCAGAACAAGGAGGCUCAUGGUGGCAGGGUCUGUGUCAGCAAGCACCACAUGGAGCUUCUCGUGAAGAGAUGCUUUUCUUCUGUGAACAUUCCCGGUGGGCUUCAGCAUCCAGGGGGUCCUGGGGGAAGGGACGUGCCUUCCAGAUGGCCCUUCUGGAUUUCUGGAUAUGUCUCUCCCAACUUGGGCAGAUGGGUGGGAGCUGGGGGGGGUCGAAGGGUGCAUUGGUCCAUGGGAGGCCAGGGGGUCUGUAGAGCUUUCUGGAGACAGGCCCUCCCCACGCACAUGGACUCUGACCAGGACCAGGGGAAGGCUCAGGACAGCCCUGAAGGGCGGAAGCAGGAGCCUCAGGUGCCAUCCAGCGCUCCGGCCCCCUCCACGUGGGGCCAUGUGGGCCUGUUUCUUCAGCCUGAGGCCCGAAAUGUGAAGGCCAGGGGGCAGCCCCCUCCUGCCGAGGGCAACAGGACCUUGGCCAUGUGAGGUCAGGGCUGCCUGGAAACCUCCGAGUUUCCUCUGUGUCUGAUGGGGAGCAGGGGCAACAACGCUGUGUGGGGGAAGGGUCUGCUGAAGGCCCUCCUGCCCACGCUGUGCCCGUGAAGGCCACUCACCCAGCUCAGCGCCCACCCAAACUCCUGCCAGGUGCCUACGCCAGGCCAGCAAUAGCCAAGACAGCUGGGUCAGGACAGGCGGCCCCAAAAUGACCCAAAGUAGGUCUACAUACCGAUUCCCAGAUAGGGAAUUUUUUAAAGAAUAAAGAUAACGUGAGAUGCUGGAGGAGACGCUGAUAAGUGGACUCUCGCGCACUGCGACUGUGCCACAGCCCCUUUGGAAAACAGUUGACCUGAUUCUUUAAAGCCACAGCCCAGCAAUGGCACUUUUGGGCGUUUAGCCCAGAGAGUGGGAAAUGCACUUCCACACAAACGCAUGCACGCGUGUUCAUAGCAACCCCAUGUCCGUCCACAAGCAAAUGGUCAAACUCUGCUCUGUCCACUUGGAGUUAACACUGCCCAGCAGCAGCGGCAAAAGAACGGUGGCUCCGGCCUGACGGGCCUCCAGGAGUUGGGCCGAGGACAAAGCCAGCGUCAGAAGCGUCACAGGCUGCAGCAGGCAGCUUGCACAGCCUCUCGCCACGGUGGCGCUCUGGCGCGCGGUUAGUGUGCCCGGCCCGGGGGCCACCACUGACCCACCAGUUGUGGGUCUUGAUUGUGGCAGCAAGGCCAGCCCCUACCUGAGAAAGGAACGCCCGUACAACGUGGUGAAAACAGCCCGCGGCGCCCGCAGCUCACCGCAGCUAGAGCCAGCCUCACUUCCCGGCUUCGCCGUUUGCUGCAGCUGGGCAGGGUCGCGGCUGGGGAAGGCCGGGGAGCGGGCACCAGGCGCUGUGCCCUGUUUCUGCAACUUCCUGUGAAUCUGUAAUUAGUUUGACAUAAAAAUUUUAAAUGUCUACCUUUGAUAAUAUUGAAAGGUUGUGUGUGUGAUUCUCUUUUUUGUUUGAUUUUUCUAAGUAUAUACACACACUUGUUCCAGUUUGUGGGAAAAAAAAAAAGCUAACUAAUGACCAGGAAAUAAAUUGAAAUCAGAGCGGCGCUGGAAAUAUGGGCUUCCUUCUAUGCAGCUGCUGGCGCUCACCCAAACAACAAGAAUAAAAGCUUCUGGAAAUAUUUCA
Sapajus apella (tufted capuchin) is the source of this 9619-nucleotide messenger RNA. RefSeq names its product cilia and flagella associated protein 46 (gene CFAP46). The record is from RefSeq and is a predicted model, not a curated record. Lineage: Eukaryota; Metazoa; Chordata; Mammalia; Primates; Cebidae. The transcript has 54 exons. Bases 203 to 7162 code for a protein of 2319 amino acids. Gene Ontology annotation, biological process: cilium movement involved in cell motility; axoneme assembly.